Molecule: messenger RNA, 1203 nt
Organism: Pyrenophora tritici-repentis Pt-1C-BFP
Lineage: Eukaryota; Fungi; Ascomycota; Dothideomycetes; Pleosporales; Pleosporaceae
Product: CypX, Cytochrome P450
Molecular function (GO): monooxygenase activity; oxidoreductase activity, acting on paired donors, with incorporation or reduction of molecular oxygen; iron ion binding
Source: RefSeq, a predicted model, not a curated record
AUGGCCGUUGGCUCCCAAGCCGUACGAAAAUAUCGUACAUUCCAGGCUCACGAGUCAGCGAUUCUGGUCCGUGACUUGCUUCUAGAGCCGCAUGAUUUUGAGCUCUCUAUCGAGCGAUAUUCUGUGUCCGUUACCUCCAUCGUAGGCUGGGGUCGGCGUGUUGAUCGCAAGAACGACUACGUUGCCCAACAAGCCCUUAAACUGAUGGAAGCCGUUAAUUUUGUCGUCCCUGGUAUCUAUCUCAUGGAAGCCGUUCCAGGUUUGAUACGAUUGCCUGCUUGGCUAUACGCGUUGCCAAGCCAGAUGCAAUUAGGUGCCAGUAUACUGUCGCGCUACUUCUACCUACUCACACAGGAAAGUGCGGAAGCGGCCGAAGAUAACUUCGGGAAACACGUCAUGGCUUCUCAGCAAGCUAGCCACAUGACAGAUAUCGAGGUUGCAGGCCUGAUGGCUAAUCUGAUUGGGGGUGGAGUAGACACGACCAGCAGCACCAUGAUAUCGUGCAUUCUCGCAAUGGCAUACUUUCCUGAAGUACAAGAAAAAGUCCACGCUGAGUUUGAUGCAGUCGUUGGAAAUGAUCGCUCUCCGAACUGGGAUGACAUCGACUCGAAUGCGCUGCCAUACUUGACUGCAGUCGUCAAAGAAACGCUUAGAUGGAGGACUGUGACUGUACUAGCAGGCAUUCCUCAUGCUAAUACCGUAGGUUUCGAUUACAAGGGCUACCACUUCCCAGCUGGUACCAACUUUACGGGCAACAUGUGGGCCAUCCAUAGACAUCCGCGCGACUUUCCAGAUCCGGACAGAUUUAUACCCGAGAGAUUUUUUGAUGGCAAAGAUAGCGCGAAACAACCUUACCCGAACAAGUAUGGCAUGAAUCCUUUCGGUUGGGGACGUAGGCAGUGCAGCGGUCAGCCGCUUGCCGAACAAGGUCUUUUUUACUCUCUCGCGCGAAUGAUAUGGGCUUUUAAUAUUUUGCCGGGCCUUGACCAGAAUCAAAAUGAAGUCAAGUUGGACAUAUUUGCCUACACCAACAGCGAGAAUAUGCGGCCGGAGCCUUUCCAGGUGCAAUUCAUCCCACGCUCAGACGCGAUCAAGAAGUUGCUCUUAGACGAGGCUGCAGAAGCACGUGAGGCGUUGAGGACCUACGAUGGAGAAACUCGAGUAACAAUGGAGAACGCUGUGAACAACCCUGCAAAGCUUUGA